CUACAUUUUAGUCUUGAUUGUGCUGUGUUCUAGUCAGGACGUUCUGACCGCGUCGUAACGUUGGCGUUAUUUCACGGCACCACCAUAAACUAGUCGCCCGCGCGCGCGAAUCGUCGUCACCAGUGCCUGGUUUGGUUGACGCCGGUAGUCUCUUCGUCGGUCGGUCGGUCGGUCGGAUCGAAUCACGUCGAGUUUGGGUGGUUUUUGCGGUUCCAAAUCAAGAAAUCCUAAACGAUGUUGUUUCGAAAAGUGCUCGACUAUGCUGUUGCUAUUGCCUAGUCCUAUGGGAUCAUCAGGUUGAAAGUAAAUCCGAUCGCGAAAUCAGUGCACCGUGACGGGGCGAAGGUUCUUCGGAAACCAUCGACGGAAUCGAAUCAGGUACCACCACCUACUAUCAGUAAAGCUCAAUUCGCACCCAACGUAAUCUUCAUGACACAUGGGGCCAAUCCCCAAAGUAGGCUCAGUCACGCAUCGUCUUCCCCAUCUCAGCAUCCGAAUGGCCGUGUGAUUUCUGAACUGAAUCACAUACCAGUGAAUAAUCCUACUGAUGCUGAAUUCGUCUACCAUUCACCAAGGUUGAAAACUAAACAAGCUCACGCGAUCAUCGGCCAGUUCAGCAAAAUCCGUCGAAUCAUCAACCGAUCAAGCGCGAACAAAAGAUCGAAUUAGUGAGAUCAAUUAACCACCUAACCCCGAUAUAUGACAAGUACGAGAGAGAAGCACCCUCGUGCACGUUAUCUGUCACAUUUACCUCAUCAUCGGUAAGUCGUAGGUGCCUUUUUCUCGGAUGCACUAGGAAUACAAAGAGCUUCCUUCAGAAGGUUGGAAAACAACUAAAUACUAAAUGAAGGGAACCGGAAUGAAAUCGAUGACUGCACUCACAAAUUGUUUAUUGUCUUCGAUGAUGACGGUAAUCGAAGUUCGCACUCACGGCCUGCUGAUUAGAUAGCACCCAGCAGUCGAUUUUUGUUGCUAUUUGUCAACACAAGCAGCAAAACGCGUAGAAGCAGCUCGGUCAUGACCUGCUUCAAUCAGUAUUAUGGAAGGAAAGCUGAAAUCAACGAAGAUUGUUCCAACUACCAACAUUCUGGCGAGUGUGUUCGGUGCUGCCAGCACUUCCAAAGGACGUUGCGAGGCAUGGACCGAAAAGGAAACAGGCGUUCCGGCAAUCCAAGCGGGUAAUGAACCCGCACCAGACGAAGACCUUACGGAACCGUUCAUCCGGAAGAGCAGUGACAGUGAGUCCAGUAUCGAAAGUGAACGUCUCUGUGAGUCAGAAAAGGGACGCAUCUAUUCGAUAGAUGUGAAAGUAGGUGAAGCGAAAGAUGAGCGAACGAACAAGAUACGUAAUUAUAGUGCAAGUAAAAAUAAUAGUUGUGCCAGUAAAAUCCAUGGAGGUCCACACCGUGAUGCCAAAGUAGUAGAUAAGUUUGUUAGAACUAAUCGUAAACGAAGAAAGCGGAAAGAUGUUAAAAGUGUUCUGGUCAAAUUGUGCCAAUGUUGUCCUUGGGCAGUUCCUUGGAGUUUGCUGGCGGUUAGUGCAAUACAGAUAUGUACAUAUAUUUUAAACCAAGAAAAUUUGUAUCGACUGUUGAUAUUUUCUCCAGUUCGUCAGUUUGAGGUAUGGCGCUUCGUGACGUACACCUUCCUACAUGCCGGUGCUGUCCAUCUGAUGUUGAAUGUUAUCAUACAAAUAAUGGUAGCCUUUCCACUGGAGACGGAGCAGGGUCAUGCAACAGUGCUUCUGGUUUACUUUGGCGGUGUGUUAGCCGGUGGACUGGGGGCGUCCGUUUUCGAACCAACACUGAUGGUGGGUGCCUCGGCCGGGGUCUACUGUCUGCUGAUGAGCCAUAUACCGCACAUUGUGAUGGCCAAUGAUCCAUCUGUCAAAAAUCAUUUUAAAGAAAGAUUCUGGAUGACUUUCGUCUGGCUGAUUUCAACACUCCAGAAAUUACUCUACAAAAACUUCAAGUCGCUGUCCUACCGCUACUUCCGGUUGGUUGCCGUACUGGUACUGUGCGUCAGCGAUGUCAUCUACUCAAUCCGGCACUGCCUGACCAAAGGGAAUCUCGCUCCGAGAAUCGGAGUCGCGGCACACGUCAGCGGUGCCAUCUGCGGGCUGCUGUUCGGUUUCAUCGUCUACCAGGGAGGUAAGGAACUGUUCUUCCGAGUGGCACGUUAUGCCGCCCUGUUACUGUUCUUCGGUUGGAUAAUCGCAACGAUUGUGUAUAAUGUAGAGCUAAAGUUCUGAGUUUCGAUGUUUCAGGUUUCGCAUUUUAAUUUUGUAAAGUUUUUGUGCGCGUCCGUAUUUAUACUCGAUAGUUGGUAGAGAUAUCUGAGGCCAAAAAAUACUUAUACGUAUAGAUAGAAAUGAUCAAAAUUGUACCUAACUGCAAGAAAUUAUUUAAUUAUAAGGAAAUAAACUAAAUUGAAACAGUAUUUUUGUGAUAAA
Malaya genurostris is the source of this 2452-nucleotide messenger RNA. Its product is annotated as rhomboid-related protein 2. The record is from RefSeq and is a predicted model, not a curated record. The transcript has 7 exons. Bases 1040 to 2251 code for a protein of 403 amino acids. Lineage: Eukaryota; Metazoa; Arthropoda; Insecta; Diptera; Culicidae. Gene Ontology annotation, cellular component: membrane. Gene Ontology annotation, molecular function: serine-type endopeptidase activity.